GAAGUGGAUGCAACACCAGCUACGACCUGUGCUCGUCUCACCCGUGUGUCCACGCCCAGAGCUGUCAAUCAUCGCCUGGCCAGUUCACUUGCCACUGCAUGCCAGGUUUUACAGGUGCAGUCUGUGAUGUGGUCCUGGACUUGUGUGCCGGCUCCAGCUGCAGCCAGAUCUCUACCUGUAUCCCAGCUCCCACAGCUCAGCUCGGCUACCUGUGCAAAUGUCCUGGCGGUUGGUCGGGUGUCUUUUGUAAUGAGA
Molecule: messenger RNA, 255 nt
Organism: Candidula unifasciata
Lineage: Eukaryota; Metazoa; Mollusca; Gastropoda; Stylommatophora; Geomitridae
Source: the annotation of a GenBank genome assembly